AUGGCAGAAGGAUAUGGCAAAGGAGUCCAUGUCGGGGCAGACAGAAGGCAGAAAGCCACAGCAGGGAGCCUGCCUUUUCCUUUUAUGACAUCCAACCCUGACACAUCUUUUGAGUGGUGCCACUCACACCCAGGGGGUCCCGAGACCUCGCGGACCCCAGGUGUCUCCCCGAAGGUGCUUUCGAGGACCGGAUGGCACCGCCAGGCCUGGCCGAGUUUACCCCAGCCGCCUCGCGAGCUUCUGGAACCACUCCAGUUCCGCUUCAACUUUUGGUUUCGAUUCAGUCCGUGCAGAAACCUUGCGUUUCGAUUCCCGCGAGGCGGCCCCACCCCCAGCUGCACUCGGAGCCCGGGCCAUCCAUUCACACCAUCCACUCAAACCCCGUGCGACGCCCGGGCCAGCGACACCGCGGUCCCCCCAACCCACAGCGCCGUCCGUCGCAAGCGACCGCGGGAGCCCGCAAUUAUGGAGCCCAGGCGGCCGCGGAAGGCGAGGGGCGCCUCCGCGCGCUCGACCCCCCGACCGCAGCCCCAGCCCCCGCCCCGAACCCGGGCUUCCGCGCAGCUCUGGCUCUUCCCCGACGCCCCGGGGCUGCAGGGUGCGCUGCUCAGGCGGGCGGAGGCCACGCGUCAGCUGUGCUGCUCGCGGGGGCGCCUGGCGGUGCUGCAGCGCGGCGGGACCGGUGUGGAGGUGCACCAGCUGCCCGCGCGGAGCGACGGCGCCGGGAAGCACAAGUACCUGAAAUUAGGGAAAAAGAUGAAGAUUCACUCCUUGGACCAAGGAGCAGAGCACAUGCUGGUUCUGUCCUCAGAUGGAAAAGCCUUUGAGUACAGCUACAGCAAAGAACCUGCAAGAUUUCAAAGCAUUUUACAAGAAAAAGAUAUAAUUCAUGUUGCAUGUGGAGAUUAUCAUUCUCUUGCCCUCUCAAAAGGUGGUGAGCUCUUUGCCUGGGGACAGAAUUUAUAUGGACAGCUCGGAAUUGGAAUGAUAUCUCCCUCAGCCCUCACACCACAGGCCGUGCAGAGCCUAACAGGAGUCCCCUUGGUCCAGAUUUCUGCCGGAGAAGCCCACAGCAUGGCCUUAUCCAUGUCCGGAAACAUGUACUCGUGGGGGAAAAAUGAUUGUGGACAACUCGGCCUGGGCCACACCAAGAAUACUGAUUCUCCUUCCCUUGUCGACAUACCAGACAAUCAGAAAGUUGAGUUUUUGGCUUGUGGGGGCGCUCACACUGCCCUCCUCACACAGGAUGGGCUGAUGUUCACCUUUGGUGCUGGAAAAUAUGGGCAGCUUGGUCACAAUUCAACAAAGAAUGAACUAAGACCCUGUUUGGUGACUGAACUCCUGGGAAAUAGAGUGACCCAGAUAGCAUGUGGAAGGUGGCACACACUUGCUUAUGUCUCUGAUUUGGGCAAGGCCUUUUCCUUUGGACUUGGAGAAGAAGGACAAUUAGGAAAUGGUAGAAAAUGUACUCAGCUGAUACCACUGCCCAUGAAAUCACCAUCAAAUGAAGAGCUCCAGUUUGAAAGCCAUCACUCAGGAAAAGAGUUGAUAAUGAUUGCUGGAGGGAAUCAAAGUAUUUUGCUCUGGGUGAAUAAAGAGAAUUCCUAUGUUAAUCUGAGGAGGAAAAUUCUUACAUUGAAUGAAAGAACUGUAAAGAGAUGGAUUGAUGAUGUGGGGAAUAAACAGUGGAAGAACACCAAAAGAGAAAUCCGAGAAAUUUUUUCAUCUGCGGCUUGUCUGACUGGAAGUUUCUUAGUGGAAAGAGGAACUGGAGAAACAGUUUCCACUGAUGUGGAUUUACAGAUGGCAAGAGAGACCUUCAUGAAGUUAACAGAACAGGAAUGGAUUUCUUCUGUGGUAACUGAAUGUCUGAAGGAUAAUCUGCUUGGAACUCUUCUGUACCAUUCUCCACACCAAGAAGCUCUGUUGGUUUUUCUUCUGCUCCCAGAAUGUCCUGUAAUGCAUGAGUCCAAGAACUGGUUAAACCUGGUGAUUCCUUUUGCACAGGCAGUUUGUAACUUGAAUGACAAAUCUUCACGAGUCCUGAAAAAAUACUGGGCAUCUUUGGAUGCAUCUUCUCUGAACACACUGGUCCAGAUGCUUAAGACAGCCAUCGUCUCUGAACUGCCUUAUGUGAUAAUUCAGAGUUCCUGUAAUAUUAAAACUCUUCUAGAAAUGAUGAAAGAAGUACAUGAGGUAAAUAAAUCUAUCUGUCAUCUGCCAGAAGAUAUUUUCAACAUCAAUGAGCUGUGUGACGUGUUGAAUUUUCUUGAAGAAGGAAGACUGCCCUUUUGGGCCCUCAGUAAGGUGUUUGGUGACCACCCCUAUCUCUUUAUGUUCACUCAUUUUCCAUUUGUCUGUAAUUUACAAUGCAAAAUUAAGUUGUUACAAGUUGAUUCAUCUAUAAAAAUGUGGAGGACAGAAGAAAAGGUAUACCGACGUAGAAUGAUGGAAGGAAAAAUUGAAUCACCUAGAUUAAUACUGAGAAUCAGGCGAAGUCACCUGGUAGAAGAUGCCUUACACCAGUUAGGCCAAGUUGAAGACGCCGACCUUUCGAAAACUUUAGUGGUUGAAUUUAUCAAAGAAAUUCGUCCUGAGAAUGGAGGGGUCACAGCCGAAUUCUUCCACUGUAUAUUUGAAGAGAUGACCCAGCCAGAAUACGGGAUGUUUAUAUACCCUGAAGAGGGCUCCUGCAUGUGGUUCCCUGUAAACCAGCCUAAAUUUCAGAAUAGAUACUUCCUCUUCGGUACGCUCUGUGGACUCUCCCUAUUCAAUUUCAAUAUUGCCAAUCUUCCUUUCCCACUGGCUCUGUAUAAGAAACUUCUGGACCAAAAGCCGUCUUUGGAAGAUUUAAAAGAACUCAGUCCUUUUUGGGGGAAGAGUUUGCAAGAAAUUAUAAAUGAUGAAACUGAUGACAUUAAAGAACUUGACAUGUAUUUCUUUAUAACUUGGGAUCAAAAUGAUGUUCACUUAAUUCCGGAUGGGAUCUCUAUACCUGUAGACCAAACCAACAAAAAAGACUAUGUGGCUAAGUGUGUGGACUACAUUUUCAACACCUCCAUAAAGGCAGUUUAUGAAGAAUUUCAUAAAGGAUUUUAUCGAGUCUUUGACCAAGAGAGGAUUAAAUGUUUCCGGCCUGAAGAACUAAUGACAGCAGUAAUUGGAAGUACGAAUUAUGACUGGGAACACUUUGAAAAGAAUUCACAUUAUGAACAAGGAUAUUACAUAUCACAUCCUACUAUACAGAUGUUUUGGAAGGCUUUCCACAAGUUCACUUUGGAUGAAAAGAAAAAAUUCCUCUUAUUUCUUACAGGGCGUGAUAGACUACAUGUAAGAGGCAUCCAGAAUCGAGGGAUAAUAUUUCGCUGUCCUGCAAAUUUCAGUGAAAAAGAUUACCCAAGAUCACUGACGUGCCACAGUAUUCUAUAUCUACCUGCAUAUUCCACAAUGGAAAGGAUGGAGGAAGCCCUUCACAUAGCCAUCAACAGCCACAGGGGCUUUGUGUCACCCGAGAUCUUACUGCCAUGAUCACUUUCAUGGUCUCAGGGAGGCCUCAGUGGCGCAGUCUCUCAGCCUUGGAUUCUUCUGUUUCUGCUUACAUCUAAUCAGUACAAAAGGUUGACAGCUGUUCAUAAGGAUUGGAUGGAAAAUUCAGAGAUAAUAAAGUUAUGAGUCAAGAGUAAUAUUUACAGUGGCAAAAAUUACAACAUUUUCUCUCUCCCAACAUUGUUAUUAGAAUAUUUGCUUUUACUGAACAAUAAUUAUCAUUUUAAAAAGCCAAAUAUUAAAAACAUAUAUUUUUUAAAAUAUUGUACAUAGCAUCUAACAAAUUAUUUGCAUGUCUGAAAGACAUACUCAAGUUAGAAAAAAGUUUUGCUAAUUUGAAUGUUUUUCAUCAAUGUCAAUAUAUAUGUUAUAUUAAGGCAUGUCUUUAGUUUUUAUUUAUCAAACUGCUGUUUGGAAAAUCCAAAUAUUAACGCAUUUGUUGAUUCAUCAUGUAAUUAGAUAAAAUUAAUAUUUUGGUGCCAGGAACCAUUUUAAAUGCAAAUGCAUUUAUUUUGGUUAAACACUGAGGCUGAGGAAAAAUGGCUAUUUACUUGCAGUUGAAAAAAUAUGUUAAAAUGUGUCUUAUUAUCAUGGAGCAAAUUAAUAAAGAAAUGUAAUUAUCCUUGAAAACA
Molecule: messenger RNA, 4178 nt
Organism: Cavia porcellus (domestic guinea pig)
Lineage: Eukaryota; Metazoa; Chordata; Mammalia; Rodentia; Caviidae
Gene: Herc5
Product: HECT and RLD domain containing E3 ubiquitin protein ligase 5
Exons: 24
Coding region: 1-3528 (1175 amino acids)
Biological process (GO): protein ubiquitination; ISG15-protein conjugation; ubiquitin-dependent protein catabolic process
Cellular component (GO): cytoplasm
Molecular function (GO): ISG15 transferase activity; ubiquitin protein ligase activity
Source: RefSeq, a predicted model, not a curated record